Molecule: messenger RNA, 723 nt
Organism: Cyclospora cayetanensis
Lineage: Eukaryota; Apicomplexa; Conoidasida; Eucoccidiorida; Eimeriidae
Exons: 4
Coding region: 1-723 (240 amino acids)
Source: RefSeq, a predicted model, not a curated record
AUGGAAGCAGAGAUAACCCCAUCAUGUUUUGUGUUCGACGAGCCUUUCACAUCGCAAAGGCUACAACAGCUGCUCGACAGCGUGCAAAACGGAGCAGAGUUAGAAACAAGCGAAAAGGUCCCUCAGAAGGAAAGUGCUAGCAAUAGUUUCCGUCAGUAUUCUGUCAAGAAUAUGCAAGGCUUUCGGCAUCUUCUGUUGGUCAAUGCAGAUCUGACCCCCAAGAUACUUGAGCAAGUCGUAAACGGAAUACUGAGUAGCUGUCUUUCCCAGAGGCUGUUGAGCGUCUCCCUAGAUGACAAUGCUCUUGGAGAAGAAGCCGCUCCAUCUGUUUUCAGGCUUUUGCAGCAAAUUCCGAAUUUGAGGGUACUAUCACUGAGAAAUACUGGCAUAACUGAUGGUUUUCUGUCUCGCAUUAUUGGGUUUUGUGCUCAAAUGAAGAAGAGAGACGAAUCAAUAAUGGUAAGUGGAUCUUACUUAGCUCCGCUACCGCUGGCCUCAUCGGGCUGUAGUGCUUCUACUAGCACUGCGAAUGGACCUCAUACAGGUGAAGUCACUCGUCGUUCAUUGUCGACACCAAAAGCUUUGUGUAUUACGCAGAUAGACGUGCGUAACAACGGGCUCCUUACCCCUAGAGGCGCACUCGCCCUAGCUGCUGGGAAGUGUUUCUUUUCACAAGGCCUGAGAAUUUUUAGCGACCUCCAACUACCUGAAGAUAGCCAUUAA